AUGACUCUAUGGGAGAGCUUCUGCUCACAGAUACCUGCGAAUGGUACAGUGUGGAUUAAGACCUUUUGAGAGUGAUUGUCACCCUGCCGAGGUGGAGAAGACAACCCUUGGCAGGAGCCUCCUACUCUGUGUUUUCCAGGUCAGUGCCAGGUUUUCCUGGGGAGCUCAGGGGCUGCCAGCAGCAGCUGCUGUGAUGUGGAAAUACCCAUCUCUGUGUCAGCUUCAUUCAAAAGGCUGGAGAAAGGCAGCUGAAUGCCGAGUGGCACAGGGAUAAGACCGCUGGGGAUGGAGAGGUGGGAGGGAUUAUCCCAUGGCCUCUGAGCAUCACUGUCUGCACAGUGUGUGUGCACUUAUGCGGAGACCUCAGAGCACUAAGGGGUUUUUAGUGGCUUUUUCAGUAGGUGUUUGAUGGAAACUUUCAAUUGUAUUUUAAGUGUCUGUUGUAGGGAUGGGGGCAGGGAUGGGUUAAUUUUAUUAGCUUUGUGAAAAGAUGUUGAAGGUAAGGAUGCUCAUGAGCAUGAUGCUCCAUUGCUCUGCAGUCUGCCGGGUUUGAUAAAUGUUUAAUGAGGGCUGGACCAGCAGCCGGGAGUUGUUGGGGCUCUUGGGAUCUGUUGAGAUAACUGGGAUUUUCAGCGUGUGGAGACAAGACGACUUUCAGGAACGUUUGUAUCUGCUAAUCAUGCUGUAAUAACAGUCUGCAAUCGAGAGGCUGCAAACCCCCCAUUUCUGACACAGCUGUGCAUAUUUAAUUCGAUAGAAAGCAUUUCUAGUCUGCUGUUAGAAGUAAUUCAGAUUGCUAAGGUGGUAAUUUUGAUCAUGGUAGUUUUUAGGGAAAUAGAGGUAUAAGCUGCACUGAAAAGUUAAUAAAUGCCUGGUACAAAACAAAUGCUGGGGGGUAAAGAGCACGGACAUAAUGGGUGGCUGCCAGUGCCUCACUCUGCAUCCCCGACCUUGGCUAUUCCUGCCUCGCUGAGCCAGCAGCAGAGGAAAGCAACAACCCUGGGCCCAUUAGGUUCAUGAAGGAAGUUUGUCCUGACCUAUUGCCUGUACCACAAAUUUUGGACAUUGGGGCAGUCGAGCCGUGGUGAUGGAUCACCAGCACACCAGCAGUGCUGGGGGGAAGCACCAAAGCCUGGUGGGGCCAUGGAGGGUUGGCAUGACCUGCUCCAUGGCAAUGCUUUCAGCUGACCCCAGGGUCUAGACCACCGAGCUGGCAUCUUUCAGGAAAAGAGGUCAGGAGGAGUGUGGGUUUUAUUUUCCUUCAUCUUGAGCGCAGCUGGGAAAAGCAAGUGCUUUCAGGGCUCCCAACUCCGUUUCUCUCUGUAAAAUGUUCUUUUGCAAAAUUGAUCAUUUCUGUAGGUUGAGGGAGUCUCUAAGGAACUUUUCUGUCAAGCAUCUGAAAAGUACCAUUAUUUCUCUUCCAUGCUGUAACAGCAGCUCGACAUUUACAUUUUAGCUCACUAAAGAUAUCUCAACAAUCUCAUUUUUCGUGAGAAAUUUCAUGGUGAACAAAGCAAACUAAUCCCAUUUUCAGGUGGUUAGUGGUGUAGUGUCUGGGUUGCAGAAACCACAUGGAGUGCUGGUGUUUAUCAAGUGUUUUAAAAGCCUUUUUGUUUAUUUUAUUUUGUUUUGCCAUGAGAUGUUACUUUUUUUGGAAAGCAUCUAGAAUAAUGAAGCAGCUGGUGGCUGAGUCUCCUGCGCAGGGUGCAGAGGAUGAAGGAUGGCUGGGGUAGCUGGAAUCAUUCACUGUGUGCUGUGGACCACAUAAACAAACAAACAGGCAAUUCCUGUGAACCAGGAGGUGUCAGAAGUACUGCUUAACUUCAAAGAAGUAUUAAGAACUGAGAUUCCCAGGAUGUAAGAAAUCCAGUGCUUUUUGCAGGUGGACCAGGCAGGGCUAUAUUAGACCCUGCUCAGGAAGCCUUGGCUGGAGUUUCUGACUGUCUCCCUGGGCUCCUGGGGCAGCUUCUCUUGUCUGAUGUGAGGCUGAAUAACAGGGCAGAAAUUUGGACUGAGGGUUUGGAUGCUAUUGUUUGGGACUUCAUUGCUUUCUGUGUCAUGCAGCUGACAGGUCCACUCGCGGAGCUGAUGGUCACAACCAGGGCAGAAAUUCAUUAAGCAAAACAGAGUAAAAUAAUCAAGGUGUUUUGGAGCUGUUUGCAAGAUCUACUGAGUUGGUCGCUCAUCCUGUCAAAAGAAGACACCAUUUGGGGCAACAGUGUGCUGCCAGUGGCUGCCAUGGCCAGCAAAAGAAAGUCGACAACUCCCUGUAUGGUGCGAACUUCUGAAGUCGUGGAGCAGGAAGGCGCUGAGGGUGUAGAAACUUCUAAAGAGAAGGGGACUGGCACACCACAGCAGGAUUCCAAAAAAAACUGGCCUUCAGAAAACUCAGUCAAAGACUGUGAAGUGGUUGAGGCAAAGCCCCCAGCUGAAAAUCAGUCUAAGAAACCCCAGGGUGGUUAUGAGUGUAAGUACUGCCCUUACUCAACACAAAACUUAAAUGAAUUUACAGAGCAUGUUGACACUCAGCAUCCAAAUGUCAUUCUCAACCCCCUGUAUGUCUGUGCUGAAUGCAACUUCACAACCAAAAAAUAUGAUUCUUUAUCUGACCACAACUCAAAAUACCACCCAGGAGAGACUAACUUUAAACUGAAAUUAAUUAAACGCAAUAAUCAGACUGUUUUAGAACAGUCCAUUGAGACCACCACUAAUGAUGUUGCUGUCACGGGUGGGGGGCUAGAAAAUGCAGAGUGUGAUGAUUCACAUCAUGGGGGAAUUAGCACAAAUAAAGUGCCAAUGAUGAAACUGGGAAAGCCUAAAGGGGAAACCAAGAAGGGAUCCAAAAAGCCAGAAGAGGGAGUUAUGGAAAACCACGUGGAUGGUGCUCUCCCCCGUAUCAUAACUGAAGCCACUGAAGCUAUUGCUUGUAUAAAUGGAGACCUUCUCCAAGAUGUGUUAGCCCAUGUUAUGCCCUCUGUACAGCUACCACCAAAUAUCAACCUUGUCCCCAAGGUCCCAGUCCCUCUGAACAGUACCAAAUACAACUCUGCACUGGACACUAAUGCAACCAUGAUCAACUCCUUUAAUAAGUUUCCGUACCCAACACAAGCAGAGUUGUCAUGGUUGACAGCAGCAUCGAAACAUCCGGAAGAACAAAUCCGAAUCUGGUUUGCUACGCAACGUUUGAAGCAUGGUAUAAGUUGGUCUCCUGAAGAAGUGGAGGAGGCAAGAAAGAAAAUGUUCAAUGGUACUAUCCAGGCAGUUCCCCAAACCAUCACCGUCCUACCAGCUCCUUUGGCAACUGCAAAAAUGCCGCAGCCCAUCAUCCAGACAGCUUUGCCUUGUCAGAUACUGGGCCAGACUGGUCUGGUUUUGACUCCUGUGUCAAAUGGUUCAACUGUUUCCUGUUCACCAAUUACACUCGCUGUUGCCCCAAACCAGGGACAAAAGAGGACAAUACAGACCUUAUCAAGUGCCCCGGAGGCCAAGCGUCCUCACGUAGUUCAGGUGCCUGAGAUUCCUGCCAAGCUGACAGCUGUGCCGCUGACACCAGCCAGUGAGCGGAAGAAGACGAAGGAGCAGAUAGCAGAGCUAAAGGCCAGUUUCAUGGCAAGCCAGUUUCCUGACGAUGCAGAAGUCUACCGGCUUAUAGAGGCAACAGGUCUUUCCAGGAGUGAGAUCAAGAAGUGGUUCAGUGACCACAGGUACAGAAGUCAGAGGGGCAUUGUGCAAAUUCCUGGCGAUGCGUUAGGGAAAGAUCAAAUAACACCUUCAGCUGGUCGACGCGGCUGGUCCUUUCAUCCAUACACAGAUUUCACUCCCCAGAGAUUCAAAGAGAUAACCCAAGAGCAGCGUAGGACCCUUGAGGAGAGUUUCCUAAGAUGCUCUUUUCCUACCCAAGGAGAAUUGGACAGGCUUCGAGUGGAGACUCAGCUGAGUAGGAGGGAGAUAGAUUCGUGGUUCUCUGAGCGGAGAAAGAUAAGGGACAGCAUGGAGCAAGCUGUCUUGGACUCAAUGGGAUCAUACAGAAAAAUUAAAGCAAAAGGAACUCCCAAUGGUGCAAUAAGCCAGGCAGAACUUCUGAGUGGCUCUCAGCUUCCUGGUGCUUUAUCUGUGUCCUCAACCACAUUUAAGAAAACACAAGAGCAGAUUCAUCUACUGAAAAGUACAUUUGCAAGGACCCAGUGGCCAUCGCCCCAGGAGUAUGACCAGUUAGCAUCUCAGACUGGGCUCACAAGAACUGAAAUAGUCCGCUGGUUCAAGGAAAACCGGUCUUCACUAAGAACAGGGUCACUUAAAUGGAUUGACCAGUACCAGCAGCAGUAUGCUGUUGAUGGUCAUAACAAGCAAAGCCAGAAAAAGGGCUCCAAACACGCUGAGAGUCCAAAGAACGGUAACGAGGUGUCUCGGCAGCAUUACCAGGAUCAUAAAAAACUGAAUGAAGAGAAUGGAGGUAAACCAGUGGUGAGAGCAAAAAGAGACUGUGAACCACUGAAAGACUCUUUGUUGGGGAAUCAAGGAGAGGGUAUGGACAGGGUGGAUUGCAACAGCCACGACGGCCACGGCAGCGAGGAGAACGAGGAGCCGGCGGAGGUGAACUGGGUGGAGGUGACGGUGGGUGAGGACGACGCUGCAUCAGACUGUACAGACAGCUGGAGCCAAACGGCACCCGAAGGCCAGACAGAGCUGGCAGACUAUGACUCUGAAAGUAUAUCUGGAGACAAUUCCCACAUAUAGACAGGGGUACUCCUCAGCUGCACUGUCCUGACAUUGGAGGGGAAAUGCUGUCUGAAAAUAGAAGAAAACUCUAUUUUCCUGCCUGGGGUGAGAUAGCGUGUUGCGACUCCAAGUCUCAAGCGCCACUUGUGGAGGCACAGCGAGAAAUACUCUUGUGGAGUGUCAUCAUGGAAUCGUUGAUAGUGCCAAAGUCCUACUACUGCAUUUCAAAAGAAAAGAAAGAAAGAGAAAAGGGUCCUUGUACAUAGAUUUCUCUUCAGUUUCUCCCCCCCCACUUUCCUGCCCAGCCUCUUCCUCUACUGGAACAGAUUUGUACAACACGAAAAUUUUGUUAAUUUUUUUAAUAGAUGCAAGUUAUUCUUGCAUAUAAUGCAGAAUUUUGGGUUUGUUUGGGGGAGGGAGGUGUCUUUUGUGGAGGAGGGAGAGGACAAUUUUUUUUCUGAAGUGUUUAAAGACAGAGUUGCAAUCUUUUGGCGUCGUCUUGGUGCAGAUCAGCAUCUGAGCCCAGAUCCCCACCCCAGUUUACAUUUCAGCCCAGUUAAACAUGUUCUGGAGUGGUGGGCUUGUUUUUUUUUUUCCCCUUGUUGUUUUGAAUUUUUUGUUUUGUUUUAUGGCCACCUGCUACUGGUUGAAGUAUUUAAAUCUCUGCUUUUAUGUGCUCCUACAAGGCAAGUCUUCUCCGGCUCCUGUACUUCACUUUUCACCAGCCAGCCCCAGCUGUGGGUCUCUAGAGAUUUGGCUAGAAUGCCUUUUUUUGUUCUGAUUUGCUGGGUUUUUUUAGCACUUUUUGUUUAAACUUGCAGUACAACCUCCAGAGGGGUUGGAGUGAGGAAAUUAAGAUGCUUCAUAACUCAAACUUGUGUUUCUUUGGCUGGUACAGUGAUGGACACCAUAACCAGCAGUCUGCCCUCCAGCUUUAGAUGUUGUAGCGCACAACAGAAAUUUCUUAUUAACCCUUGCCACUAAAUUUUUAGAUCGAUCCUAGGUUCCUGAUUGCACUUUUUUUUUUUUUUUUUUCAAAUACUGCUAAUAUGGAUUUGUGUGGGAGUGUCUGUCCGUGCACAUGUGAGGAGGAAAUGGAGAGAGAGCAGGAGCCUGGGUGCAGGAGCCGUCCGGUGCGUUCCUCUGAUGAGCUGGGUUUGGAAAACUUGCCCACCUUUCAGUAUGCUGCACAAAUAGGUUGCUAGGGAGUUUGAAUAAAUCUGACUUUUCUAACUUGUUGCUCAGUUGUUGUAACUCAAUAAAGCAAAGGCUAAACAUUUUGGUAA
This is a messenger RNA of Pseudopipra pipra, 6005 nucleotides long. It is a transcript of the gene ZHX2, whose product is annotated as zinc fingers and homeoboxes 2. Gene Ontology annotation, biological process: regulation of transcription by RNA polymerase II. Lineage: Eukaryota; Metazoa; Chordata; Aves; Passeriformes; Pipridae. The coding region runs from base 2239 to 4737 and encodes 832 amino acids. The record is from RefSeq and is a predicted model, not a curated record. Gene Ontology annotation, molecular function: DNA binding; DNA-binding transcription factor activity, RNA polymerase II-specific. The transcript has 5 exons. Gene Ontology annotation, cellular component: nucleus.